AUGUUAGAAGGAAACAUCCCACUGGGUUUACACCACUGUCAAAGGCUCGAAGUGAUAUCUCUUGCAGGUAAUAAAUUUAGUGGUAGAAUUCCGAAAGAGUUGAGCACCUUGCCCUCUCUAAGUUUCCUUGCUCUCGGAAAAAAUGAACUUGUAGGUACUAUUCCACCUUCCUUUGGCAACAUUUCAAGCUUAGAAGUGUUUGGGCUAGAACAUAAUCACAUUUAUGGAAACGUUCCAACUGAAUUGGCACAACUUCCAAAUUUGAAUAUAAUUGACCUUAUAUUCAAUCAUCUCACAGGUCCAAUACCUCCUGCAAUUUUUAACAAGUCUUCAAUGGUUAAAAUUGGCUUGAGUUUGAAUGCCUUUUCUGGAAACCUUCCAACAAAUAAUGGCAUUUUCCUUCCUAAUCUUGAAGUCCUCCAUUUGGAUGCCAAUCAACUAACUGGAAACAUCCCUUCAUCUCUCUGCAAUUCUUCUAAGCUCACUAUGCUAGUUUUACCUACCAACUUGUUUACUGGACCCGUACCAAAACAUUUAGGCGAUCUAAAACACCUAGAACGUUUGUAUUUAGAUCAAAAUCAACUGACAAACGAACCAGGAAGUAUUGAACUUAGUUUUCUCACAGAUUUGACAAAUUGUACUUCCUUGGUGGAGUUGUUGGUGGGACAAAAUAAAUGGAGUGGCACCCUACCCAAUUCUAUUGGAAAUCUUUCAAACUCUUUGCAAGAACUCGAUGUAACUGAAAGCCAACUAAUUGGUACAAUUCCUAAAGAGAUUGGUUCUUUGAGGAAUUUGAAUCUACUUGCAUUGUCUAACAAUAAUCUGAAUGGAAACAUCCCCUCAACUCUUGGAGAAAUUAAAAGCUUGCAAAGGUUGUAUCUUGACGGUAACAACUUUCAUGGAUCAAUUCCAAAUCAAAUUUGCCUUUUGAGCAACUUAGGGGAACUUAUUGCAAAUCAAAAUAAGUUAUCUGGAUCGAUCCCAAGUUGCAUUGAAAAUCUUAGAGGUUUGCAGGUGAUGAGGCUUUCUCAUAAUAAAUUGACCUUCAUACCGUCAAGUUUAUGGAACCUUGAAACUUUAAGGUACUUGAGUCUUUCAUUCAAUUCAUUAGGUGGAAGCCUAAAUCCAAACAUAAAACCAUCGAGAGUGAUGGAAAUCAUGGAUUUAUCUUGGAAUCAAAUCUCAAGAAGCAUUCCAAGAGUUAUUGGGUCAUUUCAAAGCCUAACUUCUUUGAACCUGUCUAGGAAUUCAUUCUCGGGACCCAUUCCCAACACAAUGGGCAAUUUGAUAACAUUGGAUUUCUUGGAUUUUUCACACAACAAUCUAUCUGGACAGAUACCUAAGUCUCUUGAGGCACUUUCACAUAUCCAAUACAUGAAUUUCUCUUGCAACAAGUUGGCUGGGGAGAUUCCAAAUGAAGGGCCGUUCAUGAACCUCAUAUCACGGUCUUUCAUGGAGAAUGAAGCAUUUUGUGGGAAUCCUAUUUUGAAAGUGCCACCAUGUGCAAGCAAUAGUUCCAAGAAGUCGAUGAUUAAAAUUAAUUUUCGAUACAUUCUUCCUGUCAUUGCAUUGACACUAAUCUUUUCUAUUGGUGUGUAUAUUGUGAAAAGAAAUCAUGGAAAUAAUGUCCAAAGUCAAAAUCUGAUAGAUUCAUAUGCAACAACGGAGCACAGAAUGAUUUCAUAUUUAGAGCUUCUACGAGCCACAGAUGAUUUCAGCGAAGCCAACUUGCUUGGAGUAGGAAGCUAUGGCUCGGUAUACAAAGGUGUACUUUCAGAUGGGACAAUUGUCGCUGUUAAGGUUUUAAAUUUGCAACUUGAAGGAGCUUUCAGAAGUUUUGAUGUAGAAUGUAAAGUGUUGCAAACAACUCGACAUAGAAAUCUCAUUGGAGUUAUAACAACAUGCUCUAAUCCUGAGUUAAGAGCAUUGGUUUUGCAGUAUAUUGAUGAAGAUUCAACACAGAAAUCAACACAGCAACACUUAACACAGCAGUCCAACCACUUAUCACAGCAGUUCAAACAGUCCGCAGCUGCAGCUAUACCAGAUAGCAGAGCACACAGUGUACAGAAGGGCCAGAGCAGCAGUUCACGAAAGGUGCAGAUGUAG
Messenger RNA from Camellia sinensis, 2106 nucleotides. Lineage: Eukaryota; Viridiplantae; Streptophyta; Magnoliopsida; Ericales; Theaceae. The record is from RefSeq and is a predicted model, not a curated record.